Penicillium angulare is the source of this 1236-nucleotide messenger RNA. Its product is annotated as ANP1/MMN9/VAN1 family protein. Gene Ontology annotation, molecular function: alpha-1,6-mannosyltransferase activity. The transcript has 5 exons. Lineage: Eukaryota; Fungi; Ascomycota; Eurotiomycetes; Eurotiales; Aspergillaceae. The record is from RefSeq and is a predicted model, not a curated record. Gene Ontology annotation, biological process: cell wall mannoprotein biosynthetic process; protein N-linked glycosylation. The coding region runs from base 1 to 1236 and encodes 411 amino acids. Gene Ontology annotation, cellular component: mannan polymerase complex.
AUGUUGAUGCCAAAAGGCGGAGUUAAUUGGAAGGCUACCCAGGCCCGGCUACCACCAUGGAGGGCUGUCCUUGUCCUGUUAACCCGGACUCGGUUUUUGGUCUCCGUGGCCGUGACUGGCCUGGUUAUUUUGUUGUGGCGUGGCGUCAGCAGAUCUGCCUCUGAGAUGCAAAAUUUCUACUGCUAUGGCUCAAACAAGUCGCCGAUGGAGAUGUCCCUUAACGAGAUGGUCGCGUGGAACGCCCACGCCCAGACCCCUGUCCUUUUCAACCACCACGAACCCUACGAAGUCAACAACACCUCUAUCGCCGAAGUUGAUUUGAACCCAAUCUACUCAUCCAGCCAGGCCGUUGCUAAUCGUGAGCGCGUGCUUAUCCUGACCCCUCUCCGUGACGCCGCCCCCUACCUUGCGAAAUACUUCGACCUUCUAUAUAAGUUGACAUAUCCCCACGAACUGAUCGAUCUGGCUUUCUUGGUCGGAGACACCAAGGAUGACACACUGGCUACUCUCGCAUCCGAGCUCGACCGUAUCCAGAACCACGCCGACGAAAAAGUUCGUUUCCGCAGCGCGACCGUUGUCCGCAAGGAUUUUGGCGCCGAUGUUGAAAUGAGUGUGGAGGAGCGCCACGGAUUUGCUGCUCAGGGUCCUCGCCGAAAGGCCAUCGCUCGUGCACGUAACUACCUGUUGUACUCGGCGCUUAAACCAGAUCACUCAUGGGUUUACUGGCGUGACGUUGACAUUUGGGACUGCCCCGAGCGUAUUCUGGAGGACUUCAUGGCCCAUGACAAGGACAUUCUUGUUCCAAAUAUCUGGUUCCAUCGCUACCAGGAUGGCCAUGACAUCGAGGGUCGCUUCGACUAUAACUCUUGGAUCGAAUCAGACAAGGCCAUGCGUUUGAAGAAGAACCUGGACCCGGAUACCGUUUUGGCUGAGGGAUAUAAGGAGUACGAUACCGGCCGCACAUACCUGGUCAGCAUGGGUGACUGGCGGAAGAACAAGGACGAGGAAAUUGAGCUCGAUGGAAUUGGUGGUGUCAACAUCCUGGUUAAGGCUGAUGUUCACCGAUCCGGCAUCAAUUUCCCCUCAUACGCUUUCGAGAACCAGGCCGAAACCGAAGGCUUUGCUAAGAUGGCCAAGCGCGCCGGUUACAAGGUCGUCGGUCUGCCCAACUACGUCGUCUGGCACAUCGACACAGACGAGAAGCCCGGCAACCUGGGAGGUCGCAAGGCCUACUAA